CUCUCGAGAACUUAAAGGAAGCCCUUUUAGCACUCUGAGGGUUAACGGACUCCCGCUCACUCAGCCUGUGUACUCCCUCCAAUCACAAUUGGUUAGUGAUGCUACUCCCUCCCUUGCUCUCUGCUACCUCUCUGAGCAGCCACAUAUUUUGCAUUCAUUAAGACAGCCUCAGGACUGGAACAGGAGUGCGUUUAGGACAGGGCUGCUCAGUGUGUUUCCUCCCAACUCCCGCAGCCUCUGAAGGUGAGCCCAGGGCAGGCACCCAGUGCUGGAGCACCUCCACUUACCCCAUAGCGGGUUCAACACUCACAAACCACCCCCACACUGUACAAGCAACUCUUUUCCUUUCUUCACUGAGGUCAGUAAGACAUCAGCUGCGGAAGAUGAGGCCGACUCUGUGGGAUGGUUAUGUCGGGGUGAUGGCGUUGGUGCUGCUGGUGGGCCAAGUGCCAGUCCAAUGCUGCCCAGCCAAGUGCAACUGUGACAAUGGAAGGAUGCUGUGGUGCAUAAAGAAAACUCUCUCUGCCAUUCCGAGUGACAUCCCCCCCGACACUGCCAACUUGUACCUCUUUCACAACGCCAUCACCAGCGUGCAAGAGGGGGACUUUGCACAACUCCCAGAGCUUCAGCUGCUGGAUCUGUCACACAACAAGAUAGCAGCUCUCCCCAACUUUGUCUUUCAGCCCCUCGGGGGUCUCUCCAACCUAGACCUCUCCUUCAACCAGGUUACAGAGAUCAACAACGAGACAUUUGCUGGGCUUCAACAGUUGGAGCGCUUGUACCUGCAGAAAAAUCAGAUCCAAACCAUCCAGCCAGGGGCAUUUGAGAUGUUGGUGAAACUGGUUGAGCUGAAGCUACAAGAUAACCAGCUGCACAGCCUCCCUCCUCUGCAACUACCCACCCUCCUGCUCCUGGACCUCAGUCGCAAUAGCAUCCUGGCUACAGAGCUCAGGCUUAUCAGAGCACCUGAAAUAGAAUCGCUUAGAUUGGCCGGGCUUGGUCUCAGCGAGUUGGGCGAAGACCUUUUCAGCAACAUGAAUACCCUUCAGGAGCUGGACUUGUCGGGGAACCAGCUGUCCUCGGUGACCGCCCUGCGACACCUUGACCAGCUGACUGCUCUCAACAUCUCCGGCAAUAACCAGAUUUCUCAGCUGAAGACCGAGGAUUUCAAGCACUUCCAGAAUCUACAGAAGCUGGACAUCAGCAGCCUGCGUCUCAUGACUGUCCCCCAGGAAUUCUUUGGUCUCUUUCCCAAUCUCAAGUUCUUGGCAGCUGCCAAGAACCCCUAUAACUGUGUCUGUCAGCUGCACUGGUUCAUCCAUUGGGUGAGAGCGAGCCAUGUCCUGCAGAGCCGGGAGGAGACUCGAUGCCAUUUCCCACCGGGCAAUGCGGGCAAACCUCUCCACACACUUAGAUAUGAGGACUUUGGAUGCCCGACCACCACGACUAUGCCUGCGACAACCACCACCUCCCUGUCCUCCUUGUCAACCACUCUCCAGCAGCAUCUGCCCAGCCAUCUAGUCACCCACCCAGCAGGCAUGGCCUUCUCCCUUGAUGGGCCAACUGCCAGAGAAGUCACACCUGCACCCCGCCAGAGUAGUCCAAAGGUCCAAUUGUGCCCGUCCACAGAGUGUCUGAAUGGCGGCGUCUGUCAUCUGGACAGAUAUAGGCACCACGUCUGCGUUUGUCAGCCCGGCUUCUCUGGUCAGCGCUGUGAGACGGGAGACAACAAGGUGGAUCAACAAAUCCAUCAGAAGAGUGCUGUCAAUGUCACGCAGAUAACCAGCACUUCGUUCACACUGGAUCUGCAGCCCUUCAAAGUGUCCGCCAUGUACCUCAAAGGAAUCCGACUGACCUACAAAAACAAGUCAGGACCCGACCCCAGGCCUGUGUCUCUUAACAUCCCCACAUCCCUCGCCACUUAUAGCGUCCGAGGCCUGCAGCCCAACUCAACCUAUCAGAUCUGUGUUGGAGUGCUGGGGAGGACAGACUCAGUGAAUGAUCCCUGCGCAACUAUACAGACCCGGCAGAUGUUGCGGUUGGCUCCACUCGUACAGACAAAGAGCAACCUUCUCAUGGUGCUCGGGCCUACCAUCGCGGCCGUGUUCCUGGGCAUCAUCCUGGUGGCUGCUAUAUUCCACUACCGGAGGAAGCAGGGCCUGAAACAGCCAGGGUUAGGAGAGGAUCCACCUCCCUACGACAUGGAAGGGAUGAAGCCCUGCCUGCAGAACGAGGAGAUUGCCCGCUGUCACUCAAAGGAAUCUGAAGGCCUAGCCCUGCAGAGUCACAUGCCAUUGAUGCCCGACUCACUCAGCAACAAUAACACUGCACCUCUGAAACCAUGCGAACUUUGAUCUCCAAAAGGUAGUAAGAAAAUGCAGUGACACUUUCACAGACUAAAUUCUGGACUGGUUCAAAUGCAAACGUUCCAGUUAUCGGGUGGUGGUGGUGGUGGUGGGGUGGGGGGGGGUGGAGGAGAAAAGAGCUGGGAGGGAUCCAAACAUAUCCAGAACAACUACACAGAUACCAACUCCAACACUGAGCCACCAGGAUACAAAAACAAGCCCAUUUGCUGACAGUCGUUAGCAGGAUGCUGAGUAUUCUUAAGAUUGAAAUUUUCCACCUCCCUUGCCUCACAGCCACAAUGUGCAUUCCACGUUUCACCACUUCAAGAGUGUCAGGACAAUAUAAUGUGCCCUUGAUAGAUUGGUGGAUAAAAGAGCCAUCCAGUGCCGUACUGAGCUAUGUACAUCUAGGAAAAUUGGGGGUUUGAAUCCCGAUCUGGACAGACAGUUGAUCUCAGUUAGGGAUAUACUUAGCCUCAAAAUGACUUUAUUUAGGGAGUAGGGAAGCAAAACCCACCAACUAGGGAUGCUACACCUGAUCAAUGUCCAGAGAUGCCCUCUUCCCCCACUUCUCCCCCCUCCCCCAGGCCUCUUC
Messenger RNA from Callorhinchus milii (elephant shark), 2940 nucleotides. It is a transcript of the gene vasnb, whose product is annotated as vasorin b. Lineage: Eukaryota; Metazoa; Chordata; Chondrichthyes; Chimaeriformes; Callorhinchidae. The record is from RefSeq and is a predicted model, not a curated record. Bases 384 to 2354 code for a protein of 656 amino acids. The transcript has 2 exons. Gene Ontology annotation, molecular function: protein binding. Gene Ontology annotation, cellular component: plasma membrane.